Messenger RNA from Mangifera indica (mango), 1889 nucleotides. RefSeq names its product receptor-like cytosolic serine/threonine-protein kinase RBK2. The record is from RefSeq and is a predicted model, not a curated record. The transcript has 9 exons. Bases 134 to 1621 code for a protein of 495 amino acids. Gene Ontology annotation, molecular function: protein kinase activity; ATP binding. Gene Ontology annotation, biological process: protein phosphorylation. NCBI's taxonomy places the organism in Eukaryota, Viridiplantae, Streptophyta, Magnoliopsida, Sapindales, Anacardiaceae.
GCCAACCGCCAACUAUACCUUUUCUUGUCUCUCUCAUGCACCGCAUUAACAAAUCACACAGAGUAAUUCCCUUUUCCUUUGGCCUUUGAUUUUGGUUUCUCAGGCCUCUCUGCUUCCCAUAUAUGACGAAUUAAUGGAGUUUCAAGAUGCCAAGGAGACUCUUGAUUCACCAGGGAUUGUUUCUCCUUACUCCACUUAUGGAAAUGUUAACAGCGAGACUAAAGGUAUAACCAGUGAAAAUAUUGAAAAGAAGGCCGCAUGUGGUAAAGGCAGAAAAACUAGAGCUGGGUUCUCUGAUUCUCAGUCAUCCCAGGGCAUGGAGAAAGAGGACUUUGAUGAAUGCUCUGAGGGAGAAGAUCUUGAGGAAGCCAUUGAUGAAUGUUCCAAGGCCAGUACUUCUGAUACAGAAGAUCACCACCACCACCACCACCACCACCACCAUCACAACAAGCAUUGGUCUGGCUUCUUUGGUUUGUUGAAAACUGGAGUUAAAUUCCAAGCUUUUCCUUCUCGGAAACAUGCCCUCAAGCUCACCAAAAGCAAAACAAAAAAAAAUAUGGAGGCGUCCUCUCCUGUACUGAAUACUCCUUUGGAUGCUGAACUAUACAAUUUGAAAUCCUCCUGGAAGAACUUUUCACUCAAAGAACUCCAAGCUGCAACCAAAGACUUCAGCCCUGAAAAUUUAAUUGGGCAAGGAGGCUAUGCUGAAGUUUACAAGGGGGAAUUGUCAGAUGGGCAACAUGUUGCAAUAAAAAAAUUAACUAAAGGUUCCCCAGAAGAGAUGACAGUGGACUUUUUAUCGGAGCUUGGAGUCAUAGUCCAUGUUGACCAUCCCAAUAUUGCUAAAUUGAUCGGUUAUGGGGUUGAAGGAGGAAUGUACCUUGUUCUGCAGUUGUCUCCCCAUGGGAGCCUGGCUUCGUUACUUUACGGCUCAAAGGAAAAACUGGAUUGGGGCAUCAGAUAUAAGAUUGCUGUGGGGACUGCCAAUGGCCUUACAUAUCUUCAUGAAGGGUGCCAAAGGAGAAUCAUCCAUAAAGAUAUCAAGGCUGCCAAUAUAUUGCUCACAGAGGAUUUUGACGCUCAGAUUUCUGACUUUGGAUUGUCAAAGUGGCUACCAGAUCAGUGGACUCAUCACACUGUAUCCAAAGUUGAAGGCACAUUUGGUUAUCUUCCUCCUGAGUUUUUCAUGCACGGCAUAGUAGAUGAGAAAACUGAUGUUUAUGCCUAUGGAGUACUACUAUUAGAGCUCAUCACCGGAAAGCAAGCUAUAGACUGUACACAGAAAAGCCUCGUGAUGUGGGCCAAACCUUUGAUCCAAAAGAAUAACAUGAAAGAGCUGCUUGAUCCUGCACUGUGCGACGCCUAUGACUUGUAUCAAUUGCAACGGUUGGCCGCGACUGCUUUUAUGUGCGUGCAUCAGUGUCCAAGCAAUAGACCACAAAUGAGCCAGGUUGUGCAACAUUUACAGGGUACAGAAAACAUACUGGAACUAGUUGAAGAAGAAGAUCUGUGUUCGAAAAGCCUCGAGCUUCUUGAAGCCGAUGAAGACAGCCCAUCAACAUACGUAAAUGAUCUGAAUCAACAUAUGGAGAUCGUUCUGGGGCAGUCUACUGAUAGCUAAAUCCGCAUUCAUCUUCCAAAUUUACAGCCCUGGACUGUUGCAGGAUUCUUGGGAACAUGGGAAGCCAAACCAAAGCAGUUUGUAAAAUCACAUAAAUGUUCCAGUCAAGUGAAGGUGCUGUGCAGAAUCAAUUUACCUGUUUUAAAUUUAGUCUUUGAAUUCAGUAUAAGUAAAAUCUGGGAGAAGAAGAGCUGAGAUUGAUCAUAUAAUUAUGAUUUUGUGAACCAUUUUUAUCAAAAAAAUUUGUGCCUAGUAGCAUUAGUAGAUA